AUGUGCAGAAGUGAAGUAGAGAAUGGGAUGCGUAUGUUUGGGUUCGAUGAGGAGAACACUUCCCAGGUUCCUACCCAGGCGCAGUCUCUUGUUGAAGGUUCAAGCACGGUGGUGGUCUCAGAGUACAAGCCAAUCCCCGACCUUGAAUAUUUGCAGGUUCAUUGCCUCGGAAUGUCCUUUAGAAAUUUCUACCUUUGCUUUUCAGAUGUGAGAAAAUGCUGCAUUUUCAUAAAUAUCGAUGCCGAAUUUACAGCUGACUGCUUGAUUACUUAUAAUGCAUCCUUUUUAUAAUUUUUUUUUUUCCUCUAGUAUAAUAAUAGGUGAUCUAAUUUCUCUAAUGGCUAAAUUUGGAUUUAAUUUAUCUAAUAUAUUUUUAGAAUAUUCAUAAUUAUUUAUGGGGUUGGGUUGUACUUGUGUAUUUUUGUUUGUUUAAGCAGGAGUUACUGGCCAUUCAGCAACAGGGGCCCAGAUCGAUUGGAUUCUUUGGGACACGGAACAUGGGUUUCAUGCAUCAGCAACUUAUUGAGAUCUUGAGCUACGCCAUGGUGAUAACUGUAUGACGCUCUCACUUCAUCUCGCCGUCUUUUGAUCUUUUUGUCGCUUGUUUUCUGCCUCAGCAACGCAUCAUCCCUCACAGUGUGCCCCAUAUUUUUCUUCAGAAAAAUCAUAUUUAUACUUCGGGGGCCUCAGGAACGAAUGCAGCUGUUAUCAGAGGUGCUCUACGGGCUGAGAAACCGGAGCUUCUCACCGUAAUUUUGCCUCAGAGCUUGAAGAUGCAAUCACCUGAGAGCCAAGAGCUGCUCUCAAAGGUAAGAUUAGCUUCGUCAGUUUAGCAGGUCCCAUGGUGAAACUUUGCCUGGAACUUGGUUUUCCAAGAAAUAGUCGAUUAUUAUGUGGAUGUGAAGCUUGGGAUAAGGAUCCUAUCAUCACCUCUAUUUUUCUCUUUUUUCUCUAAAAUUUUAGUCGAAACGAGUGGUGGAUUUCUUGAUAUUUCUCAUCUUGGAUCUUGGAAGGGUAUCUGAACCUGUAUGAAAGUUUAUUGCUGAAAUAGAUACUCUUUUUUUUUUUUUUUCAUUUGCAGCCCAUCACAUUUUCUGCCCGAAGCGUGUUUGUAUGUAAAGGCUCAAUUUUUUAAUCCCAUUUAGUGUUGAUCUUUUUUAUUCUAAUAUAUCCGCUAAAAAUGUAAAUUUCAAACGUUAAUAGAAGCAUAUAAUCCUAACAUAACAUUUGUCAUUAUAAGCAUUUAUUGAAGGAUGUAAACCUGAAAUGCCUGCCGUUCUGCUGCCCUUUCUUCUCUCAUUUUGUUUGGCCUAGCAUAUCUUCUAUUUUAAGUAUUUCAGAAACAACUGGCAUUUAUCUUUGGAUUUUUAUCACUUAUUUUUUUUUUUUUUUAUGUACACAACGAGAUCAUUAAUAUCCUACGAGAUUCAGCUUCAUCUUACUUCGACCAUUCUAUAAAAAAGCCAGAAAAAAUCCAACGAAAUUAUAAAUUAUUCCUAAAUUGGAUAAUCUGUCUUGUCAGAAAAUUGCGAUUUUUGAACCUUAAUAGGCCCUCACUCGGAGUCUUUUUGUUAUUUUUUUUUUCUAUUGAUGAAUGGCAUACUAUCUUUUAUAUUACUUGAUGUCCAGCUUCAUCUUGUUUCCACCAUUUAAUGAAAUCCCGUUCGGACCAAGAUUUUUUUUUUUAACUCAAAUUAGAAGUUAUGGAGACCAUGAAUAUCUCCCUUUGACUCAGUUAAGAUCCUUCCAUUUUCUCAGGUCAAAAAUCUGGUGGAGAAGCCCCAGAACGACCAUCUGCCAUUGAUCGAAGCCAGCAGGUUUAUUCAUAUGCAUUUCAGUUUCAUCAAUGCUUUGACCCAUCCCUUGUGGGCAGCACGCUGACGGGGUUGGUGGUGAACAACAGGUUGUGCAACAUGGACAUCAUCUCGCACGUGCAGCAGGUGAUCUGCUUCGCAUUCCAUGACAGCAGGCUCCUAAUGGAAACGUGCCAGGAAGCGAAGAACCUGAGGAAGAUCGUCACCCUCUUCUACCUGGACUGA
Molecule: messenger RNA, 2039 nt
Organism: Spirodela intermedia
Lineage: Eukaryota; Viridiplantae; Streptophyta; Magnoliopsida; Alismatales; Araceae
Source: the annotation of a GenBank genome assembly